Lolium perenne is the source of this 1005-nucleotide messenger RNA. The record is from RefSeq and is a predicted model, not a curated record. Lineage: Eukaryota; Viridiplantae; Streptophyta; Magnoliopsida; Poales; Poaceae.
AGCCAAGGAUCUAAGGCAUGGUGUCGUGUUUUGUAAACCUUGCAGCCCUUUAAUUAAUCAAGUUUGUGUAAGUUAGCUUUUUCUUUCGUUAUUGCUUACUCCCCUCCCCUGGCACCCGUUGAACGAAUAACCACAGUGUCCCAGAUAAUCUUGUUUUUGUGAGUCAUUUGUUUUUGGACCAGAUUUUUUCCAAUUCUAUUUUUGUGAGACAGGUCCUGCAUUUUUUUUCCGAGAGGCAUGCUUGACACGCGGAACCCGAACCCCGUCCACAACACCAGGCUGCAUUCAUACCACCUCACCUGUCCAUCCAGCACCCUCCUCUACCUCAGGAAUCCUCACAGGAGAGGCGCUUUCUCCCCACCCUCUCCCCAUUUGCGCAUCCACAUUUGUACGCGAGCUCUGUCCAUCCUCAUCCACCGGGCUUGCUCCCGAGCACGAGUUCCUCAAUCUGGAUCCCAUUACUCCACUCAAGUCAUGUCCGAUGCUGCCAGUGACCCAGGUUCCAGAAGCAGCACGCAUAGCGCCCAGGUUGAGCUGCCAGAAGACGAUGCUAGCGACGGGUGCCAUGGACAGUCUGGCGACCAUGCACCCCAGUUCACCUCCCGGUCCGCCUCAGCGGCAGCUCGUCGACGGGAUUUUGUUCACCGGCCGCGUCGCCUUUUCUUUAGCCUGCACCGACACUCUUGUCUCGACAUCUGAGAUCUGGGGAGCUUCGGCUCGGCGGCAACCCCCCAUGUGUUAAACCUGGACCCGUGGUCUAGGCCGCCGCCAUUGACUUGUACCGUGUGUCCAUCAGUCGACCCAAAACCGUCCCCCGUUACGGACCACCGUCUUCUCUCCGUGCAACAAUCAUUAAACCAUGCGGGACCCAUCACUGCUACGUACGUCGCCGCACGCGUAUUCUUCAUUUGCUGGCGGCCGUAGAACCACUUUUCCUCCCUACAACCGCAAUCUCCGUGCGGGAAUUGUUGGUCCAGAUAGCGGGACCAUGUAAGCCCGGGAGCC